Messenger RNA from Aegilops tauschii subsp. strangulata, 794 nucleotides. NCBI's taxonomy places the organism in Eukaryota, Viridiplantae, Streptophyta, Magnoliopsida, Poales, Poaceae. The record is from RefSeq and is a predicted model, not a curated record.
ACCACUCCAAGCCCUCUGCCCCCCAACCAGUCCAAGGUCCAGCCCUCCCCUUGCCGUCGUCUGGAGCUCGGCAUGUCUCGCGCUCGUCUUCUCGCGGCGCGGGCCUCGCCCGUCGCCGUCGCCGUCGCCCAGGCCGCCAAGGUCGCCGCCGCCUGCGCCACCGUCGGCGUCGUUGCGGAAACGGUGACCGCCAUCGCUGGCAACGUCACCGAGGCCGCGCAGAAGGUGCGGCGUGCUGCCGAGUCCGUGGGCACGGCUCUGCUCGAGACCGAGCAGGCCCUCCGUGCCGUCGUCGCUGUUCUGGUUCUUGUGGUGAUCGUCUGCACAGAUAUCUACCUGUGGGUCGCGUGGGUCGCGUCCAGGCUCGCCGACCGCGUGGUCUCCCUCUCCUCGCCGACCGCCCACUCCAUCCCGGCCACACGGCCAUUCGGGAGCUGGCGGUCCUAGCCGAGAACCAGGGCCACCGCGUCCAACAUGCGCAGGCGAUGCGCCGCACGAACAGCGUCGGGAGCACGGAACACCGGGGUCGCUGAACCCCGUCCCUCCCCCAACAGCCCUCGUCGCCCCCUCCCCCGGCCAGAAUGUGUAGAUGACUAGGACAGAUUGAAGGUUACAAGUGAAGACGUUUCCCAAACGGAAGCUGAUGUCUGUGGUUUGUUGGAAUUUCCUUAUGCAUUGUUGAUUGGGUGAUUUGAGACAUGGUCGUUUGGAUCUGAUUCUCAUGCUAAGCUUUGAGACAUGACGUUUGCAUCCAAUGCCUUACAAUAUGGUUUCAUGGCUCCUGUUUUGCAUCA